CUUUUCUUCAUUUCAAGUGUUGCAUUCUGUGGGAGCAGGUCGCGGAUUCUGGUUCGCAGUUUUUCUUUUCAUUUCGCAUCGACGAGGUUAGAGGACGACGCGACGGCAGAGGAAGCGCUCGGCUAAAAGUUAGAAAUUCCUCCACAGAAUUCCAACUGCACUGCAAUUAGAGUGUGUAAUUUGCGAACAUUUCCUUUUCGGUAAGGAAAAUGCUUUAUAUGGACUAAAGUAGUCUAAUUCGAACGAAAGAUCUGCACUGUCGUAACUGAGAUUAGAACAAGCGUCAAUCAUGAACACCAGUCGCUUCCAGUCGGCCAAGAAUCUCCAGCCGGCGCGAUCGCUCAAAACGCCGGCGGCGGCCGCACAGAACCGCAAUGGCGGGGUAGCUGGUCAGCUGCCGUUGACCUCUUACCAGAACGCGCCGCCUUCACCGCAGCAGCAGCGUCACUCGAAUGGCAGCAGCAACGGAAGCUUCGGUUCGGCCAACGGCAACGGGUACCGUUCGCCCCAGGCGGCCUCGAACGGCUUCAACGGCGGUUAUCCGGGGGCGGCGGCCAUGAUCAAGAACGGUCACCGCCGGCACGAUGUGCUGCGUUCGUCGUCGCAGAACAGCAGCUUUGGGAGUAAUGUGAGUGUGGGGAGUAGUGGCAGUAGCGGCAAGGAGAUUCACACGAUCGCGACGUUUCGUUCGACCACGCUGGCCGUUGGGUCGAUGCACGAGGUGUACGUGUCGUACGUGGAGAAUGGGCCGAAGCUGUUUACGGUGCAGCUGCGAGCGACCGAGAACUCGCUGAACCAGAUGAUGGGCGCGCUGGAACGCGUCCCGCUGAGGAAUUUGACCCGCAAACCGACGCUUGGGAUGGCGUGCAUUGCUCGGUUCUCCGAGGACCAGGUGCUGUAUCGGGCGCUCAUUAUGGGCAUCAACGUGGACUCGUGUGUGGUUUCGUACGUGGACUAUGGGAAUUCGGAAACGGUUGAGUUUAAGAAUUUGUACGAGAUUCCGGCGGAGUAUCUGAAGCACAAGGUGUUUUCGAUGCGAUUCACGCUGUCGAACGUCAAGACGUUGGAGGACACCAACGCAGACAUUGCUGGGAUCUUUUCCUCGCUGGUGAUGGACAAGUUGCUCUCGAUGAAGAUCAUGCCGCUGGAGGGACCGGCCUUUGUUCAGUACUGUGAGUUGUACGAACAGAACGAGAACAUCUUCGACAAGCUGCUGAACAUGUGCAAGGCAAAACCGUUGAAGUAUCCACUUCCGCUCACGCUGGACCGCGGCCACUCGUGUGUGAUCAUCAUUCGGUACAUCGAGUCGUGCAAGCAGUUUUACAUCCAGCCGUUGGACAAGGUCGAGAGCUUCGAGAAAAUGAUGGACAGUUUGGUCGAGUUUUGCCGCAAGAGUUUGCCGAUGAACUCGCUCAAGUCGGGAGAUCCGUGUGCCGCUUGUUUGGACGAGGAGGAGUGCUACCGCGCCGAAGCGAUCAACGUGACGAGUAGCUCGGUAAAGGUUCGCCUCGUGGACUACGGUAACACCAUGACGCUGAAACGGAACCAGAUCAAGCGUCUUUCACCGGCGUUCGUCGAGAAGCAACCGCAGGUCGCCGAGUGCUGCCUGGAGGGCUUCCAGGACACCGCCGACGAAAGUCUCUCCACGGCUCAGCUGGAAAUGUUGGCUGAAAAUGAAAGCGGCGAACGCAAGCAGUUCAAGCUGAUCGUCUCCGAAGUUCGGAACGGCGUCGCCGUCGUCAAUCUGUUCGACGAAGCGAGCACCCCGGUGCUGAACGUGGCCAAGCGACUGCUCAAGCUGAAGAACCCUGCCAAGUUUGUCAAAGAGCUCCAGUCUCUACAGCAGAAGCCGCCGGUCACUGCGCCAGCAAAGCUUGUUCCUGCUCCGAUCAACUCCAAAAAUCCAUUCCACUCGACGUCGAUCAUCUCGGAGGUGCCCAACCUUUCCCAGACCACCCCGCCGCGGAUGGCCGAAAGUGAGGUGAUUGAUCUGACCAACGACGACCAGGGCGGCUUCGUCGCGCAGCCGAUCGGUCAUCACAGUUCCGGCUACGACAACCAGUCCGUCACGACGCCCAGCAACUACAGCGGCAGCUAUCGGGGCCCAGCCCGGAGCGAAACCAGUGCACGCAGCGGUCGCGACAGCCUCAACAGCAGCUACGGCAGCGUCAAGAAGGAACGCUUCCCACGGCAGGACGUUCCUCCGCGGUUCGUUAAGGACAGGAACCAAACGCCGUACUACGUGGAGCACGACGAUCGCUGCGCGGCGGACAACAGCAGCAGCUACGAGGAGCCAAAAAGUCGCGAAAAGGCGACGGCGAUGGCGCAGCGCGGCGCCAGCAAUCGGGGCAGUGGCAGCGAGUCCGGAUUCAACACGCAGUCAGCGGAGAGAGCAAACUCAUCCCACGACAACAGCUUCAAGUCGUCCACGGCCAGCAUUGACAUGGGCGAGGACUUUGUGGGGUACGAGUUUGCGUUCGCCGAGCAGGUCAUCCCGAUGAACACCAAGGUGGAGGUGAAGCUGGUGCUGUGGAUCUCGCCGGAGGAGUUUUACGUUCGCAUGAAGGACGAAGAGGACAAGUUUGAGGAGAUGAUGAAGCAGGUGCAAAAGUUCUACAAAGGACGGCCUGCGGUGGGGGACGUUCCGCCGGUGGGAUCGGCCGUGGUCGCGCGGUACCAGAAGCACAACGCGUUGUACCGUGCGCGGGUCAUCAAGUACAACGAGGUGCUGGCCAAGUUCAAGGUCGAACUGCUGGACCAAGGAAACAAGGUGAUCGUCUCGAACCCGGAGCUGUGGAAGGUGGACCGACGGUUCACCAAGCUGCCAAUGAUGGCCAUCCAGUGCUCGUUGGCCAACAUUAAGCUGAACUGUGAUGCGAAGGAGCUGCUGAACAAGAUCGACAAGUAUGUUAGUGGGGAGCCGAUCGAGUGCGUCUUCCUGGACAAGGGCGAAGACAGCAAGUACGUGUGCGACGUGGACGUGAAGGGCGCCGACCUGAAGAUGGCCCUGCUAAAGGACAACCUGAUUGCUCAAAUUUUGACCGACAUUGAUCUCAACCGACUGAAGGGUCAAACCCUGAAACUGAAGCUCGUCGAGAUGAAGGGGCUGGACCUGUUCCGCAUCAAGAUCCUCGGCAACGACGCCGUCCUGAACUGCCGACUGGUGGAGCACCGCGCCUACGAUCAGUCGAUCGUGGAGGAACUUCGCCGCAAGUGGCUCGAUCAGUACCUGUUUGGACUUGUGGAGGACGUGUCAAGUGAUGAACUAUUGAUACUGACGCUGCUGAUCUCGCCGCUGUCCACGCAGAGCCCACCCACCAUCGUGGACAUGCCCGUGCUGCAGAGCAAGUUCAACGCGUUCGUGACGUACGUCCACGAAGCGAACUGCCUGUACGUGCAGAACUCGCGCUGGACGCCCGAGGUGGGCAAGCUGCUGGACGAUCUGUUCGAGUACUACGAAAAGAGCGGCGAGGUCAUCACGAACCUGCAGAUGAACGAGCUGUGCGCGUCCAAGUCGGCGGACGGCAACUGGUACCGGGCCAAGAUUAUUUCCCUCCAGGACGUGGACAAUAUCGAGGUGCAAUUUGUGGACUACGGCAACCGGGAGUGCGUCCGGCACGAGGAUCUGAAGGUGCUGGAGGCGCAGUUCCGCGAGUUUAGUGCCUUUGCGCAUCAGGUGUACUUGCCGAUGGCGUGUUUGAACGAAGGAGAAGAGGACAAGCUGAAGCUGGCGAUUGCCGAGCUGACGGGCGAGUACGAGCUGGAACUGACCGUGCUGGACUACCGGAACGACGUUUGGAUCGUGGAUAUUACGUCGAACGAUUACAGUAUCGUGCAGGCGCUCAAAGACAAGCAGUUGGUUAAAGAUCUAGACCACGAAGAAAUCGUGAACCGCAAGUCGACAGUGGCUGCUGCCGUCGGUGAAGGUUUGGAAGUGACGUCAAACGGCGCCGAGUCGGAUGCCAAGUGCGACACCGGACGGUUAAUGGCCUACGUAAGCCACGUCGACAAUCCGAACCAGCUGUUCAUCCAGAUGAACUCGGACCUCGAGGACAUUGACACGCUGCAGGAGAAUCUGCAGAUCAUCGCGCAAGCACUGCCCCAGCUCAAGGACUUUUCCGUGAACCGUCACUGCAUUGCACCGUUUUCGGCGGACGAACUCUGGUACCGGGCUCGCAUCAUCGACAGUCACGACGAUUUGAUUAUCCAGUUUGUGGACUACGGCAACAGUGACGUGAUCACUAGUAAUAAGAAAACCGAACUCAAAGACAUCAACGACAGUUUGAUGAACUUUAAAAUCUACGCGAAACAGUGCUCUCUGCUGGUGUCUCCGGCCAAGGGGCGGAAAAACUGGAGCGAGGAGGCCACCAUGAUCCUGCGCGACCUGCAGGAAGUCGAGGUGCAGAUUCUGGCCGAAUCGCAGGGCGUCAGCUACAUCACGCUGAAGAGUGGCGAGCGGGAUUUGGCGGAAGAACUGGUCGCGAAGCAGCUGGCAAUUAAGAUGGAGUACGUGCCGUCCGACCAGCGAUGCUUCACGAGCCACAUCGAGUCGAUUCGGGAGUUUUAUCUUCAGCUAGAACGUGACAUUAACCCGCUGGACGUGAUGGCGGACUACAUGGCACGGUUCGAGGAGUUUGCGGUCGUCGAAAGUCCGGAGGUGGGAGGCGUCUACGUGGCGGAAUUCCCCGACGAUGGCCUGUGGUACCGGGCCAAGGUGAUGGACAAACUUCCCGAGAAGCGGUACGAGGUGUUUUUCCUCGAUUACGGCAACACUUCGGAGAUUAGCAACGUGCGAGAACUGGAGAAAUCCAUUGCCGAGUUGCCCCCGCUUUGUACCAAGUGCACGCUGCGUCUGCCUGAGGGCCUCAAAAGCUGGUCCGAUGAUGCCGAGAGCAAAUUUCGGGACAUUGCCGCCAAUGGCGAAACGGUCUUCACCGUGCAUCUGCACACACCUGGCUCGAUCGCCACCGUUGAGCUGUUGCUUGACGGCGUCACCAUCAACGACCAACUGAAAGGUCUCUGCGAGAAGGGAGUCGCCAACAUGAUGAACGCCAGCUUCAUCCUCAACGAGGACAAGACGCUGGACGACAGCGCACCUCUCGGAGGUUACGUUACCAUCAGCCACAUCAACUCUCCAGCCGACUUUUACAUCCACUUUAAAAACACCGCCCUCGAGGGCAUGGAGGAGCUGCUGAACAAGGCGACCAAGUGCGAACGACUUCCGGAGAACGAACUGUGCGAAGGAAUGUACUGCUUGGCAUACGUGGCCACCCGUAACAAGUACUACCGGGCGCGGAUCGUCCACAUCGUGGACGGAAAGUACAAGGUGCAAAUGGUGGACUACGGCACCAUCGAAUUUGCGACCGAUCUCCGCAAAAUCCCGCAAGAAAUCGAAAACAUCUCCCUCCUCGCCAAAAAGUGCUGCCUCGAAGGGUACUCCCCGAACGACAACGUUCUAGACGUGGUCAAGCAGCGGUUCACCGCGCUAGCCGACCAGGGACGCGCCCAGUUCGUCUUCGAAAUGGUCGAAACCGACCACGAGCCCAACAUCAUCCGCCUCUUCACGCCCGAGGGUCGCAACGUGGACGAUCUGCUCGAGUGCUCAAACGCCAACGGCGACGAAGAUGCGGCAAAUAACAACAGCAGCAGUAAACCACCCACCUCGACGGUCUCGAUCGCUCCUCCGCCCCCCGCGCCCGCAGACUUGGUCAAAACUUCGUCCCGUGCGAAGUCAUCGCGGCAAGCUUUCUUCCGCGCCAAAAGUGACCUCGAGUUUGACCAGUGAGAGAGUAGCGACGAAACGAAAACCUUAGUUAAGUAUGAGUAACCAAAACAAACACGAGAUUUUUUUCUAACUGAAUUGUAAUCGAAACGAUGUAAAACAACAAAAAAAGUUAUUGUUAAGAAUGAUGGUCAGGAGGCAACACACAGACACACACACACAUGAACUGUUAACCGCGGGAUUCCAUCUCUAAAAAACAUGUUAUUUUAUUGUUAUUGUUUUUCUCGUAAGGAGACUGUUUUUUUUUCUUUUUUACAAGCAAUUUGCGUGGUUAUUUAAGCACCACUCGUACUAGUAUUGGAAAAUCACGCUCACAACCAAUUCAGCUAGAAAAUUGAUAAUUCUGUAACAAAAAACUUAACAACAUACACACAGUCACAGCAAGGCCUUACAUUUCUACGAAUAUAAAAUAAUAUGAAAUAAAUUGAACUGAUCUUAUGAUUUCUG
Molecule: messenger RNA, 6229 nt
Organism: Culex quinquefasciatus (southern house mosquito)
Lineage: Eukaryota; Metazoa; Arthropoda; Insecta; Diptera; Culicidae
Gene: tud
Product: maternal protein tudor
Exons: 7
Coding region: 290-5785 (1831 amino acids)
Source: RefSeq, a predicted model, not a curated record